Messenger RNA from Aspergillus steynii IBT 23096, 1710 nucleotides. Its product is annotated as acetyl-CoA synthetase-like protein. Lineage: Eukaryota; Fungi; Ascomycota; Eurotiomycetes; Eurotiales; Aspergillaceae. The coding region runs from base 1 to 1710 and encodes 569 amino acids. The record is from RefSeq and is a predicted model, not a curated record. The transcript has 6 exons. Gene Ontology annotation, molecular function: CoA-ligase activity.
AUGACAUUCCAGUCCCCAUCUUGGGUGCCCCCCAUACCAGGCCCCAUUCCGGAUUCCACAUCCGUAGGGGAAUUCGUUCUCACCCAGAGCGGUUGCUCGACUAGUUUAGCGGGUCCCAAUACGCCCUUCGUGGAUGGAGUUUCGGGGUUGAGCUAUACCAUUGAGGUGCUUCGUGAGCGUGUGGAAAACCUCUCACGAUCUCUGGCUGCACGGCUGAACUGGUCACCGACUAGAGGAUCACCCUGGGAGAAGGUUGUGGCAAUCCAUAGCGUCAAUACAGUUGAUUUCUUUGUCCUGUGCUGGGCAAUCCACCGCCUCAAUGGCAUCUGUCUCCCAAUCCAUCCCACAACAUCGGUGGAUGAAAUAACCAGCCAUCUAGCCAAAGCGAAUUGCACAACAAUCUUCACUCAUCCGAGACUUGCUUCCACGACGUGGGACGUUGCUCAACGGUUAUCCAUCCCAUCCGAGAAGGUUUUUAUGCUCUCACUUGCCGGGCUUCAUGGCCUUCAGACAGAGUCGCCCGUCAGUGAGGCACCAUGCCUCGAGCAGCUGGUUCUGGAGGGCACCACGAUGCCUCCAAUUCCCGGGCAGCAGUGGGCGCCCGGUCAGGGGAAAGAACAGGUCGCCUUUCUUUGUUCGACGAGCGGCACCUCGGGCAAGCAGAAGCUUGCCAUGCUGACACACUACGGCAUCAUCACCAACCUACUCCAGAUACAAACCUUUGAGCAACACAUUCGACAAGGGCGCUCGGAGGUGGUCACCGGCUCUGUUCCGUUUACGCAUUCAUAUGGUAUUCUGCUCGGACAUCUGAUCCCCUGGCGAGGAGACUCGCUUGUCGUCUUCCCCCAGUUCGAUCUUCAACAGAUGCUACAGGCAGUCUCUCGAUAUCGUAUCCAGAGACUGUAUCUGGUCCCUCCUAUCUUAGCGGCUCUCGCAGCCAGCCCAGCCUUACUCCAGCUCUAUGACUUGUCAUCAGUCACCAGCGUGCUCACCGGUGCGGCCCCCCUUGACCGGUCGCUUGCUCAACGGCUGAGUUGCCUGCAGCCGGCUUGGGCCUUCCUUCAUGUGUUCGGUCUGACAGAAACGUGCAUCAUGGCGACCUGCACGAGCUGGCACGACGUCUGGCUAGGCUCGUCGGGAUCGCUGCUGCCCGAGUUCCAGCUGCGUUUACUGGGGCCCAAUGACGAGGUAAUAACGAGCUACGGAGUACCCGGGGAGAUUUGCUUCAUGUCUCCAAGCCUUUUCGUUGGGUAUCUUGGAGACGAAGAAGCGACCAAGCAGACGUUCGAUCGGCAUGGCUGGCUGCGGACUGGAGACCUCGGGUGUAUGCAGCGAGGGCCGCUAGGAACGGAGCAUCUAUUCAUCGUCGAUCGGAUCAAAGAUAUGAUCAAGGUGAAGGGCCUGCAAGUCAUCCCUGCUACCAUUGAAUCGAUCCUCCUGCAACACCCAGGCGUUCACGAUGCCGCUGUAAUAGGGAUCGCCGAUUCCCUCGCCGGUGAACGCCCGCUGGCGUUUAUCGUACGCUCUCCGUUCGAACUGUCUGAUGUCGAUGAGGAAGAUUUUCAGGAGAUGUUAGACGACUACGUCCAGGAGAGGUUAGAAGAGACACACUGGCUAUGCGAUCGGAUUCUCUUCGUGCAGGAAAUCCCAAGAAGUGCGAAUGGUAAGCUUCUGAGAAGGGAAUUAAGGGCCAUGAUGCCACUCAACUGA